AUGAUUUUAGCAGAUAAGUUAGUCAGUGGUGCUGCUUGUGCCAAAACCGUUACAUUUUGGAACACACUUCAGAUGUACAAGAAUUACGGCGAGGUGGAAAUAUUCGAUCCUCGGGUAGAGCUCAAAAAAGCUAAGAAUUCGGUUGAAACAUAUUUAAAACGACGCGCUAAGGCUGCCUGGGCAAGUUCAUUUCUUUCUGAAUUAAGCAUUUCACUCACACUCUUGGAUGCCAAACUAUCUUUGGAGUCACGCCACAUGGCUAAUUUGACGGAGCACGACGUCAACGAUCCAAUGAGUGCUCAUUUUAUACGUUUUAUGGCAGCAAAGCAAGAAAAUGAUGGUGCUCGAGUGCAUGCGCAUGAUCAUACUGGAAAUGUGAUCGAGGUGAACAGCUCACGACAGUUUAAUCUGACGCCGAAUGCAAAUUUUUAUGGAAUUCGGACAAGUUCGCUCUCCUCCGCUGUGCAUAUUCCCACACCCGUCUAUGACAGGAGUAAGAACGAUUUCUCGUAA
Messenger RNA from Gongylonema pulchrum, 513 nucleotides. Lineage: Eukaryota; Metazoa; Nematoda; Chromadorea; Rhabditida; Gongylonematidae. The record is from the annotation of a GenBank genome assembly.